GAUGAAUCACUUCGAAGUUUCCAGUUUUUUGUGUGCUGAUAUAAUUCUAGAUUUUUCACUUAUCUGACUUUGAUUUUUUAAUAGUCAAAUUGGAAACAUUUUUUUUCUAAUAAAUGUAGCAUUGUUCAAUAAAUUAAAUACGAGUGAAUAUGUCUGAAAUAACUAAGGAAUCGAUUCGUCAAAACAUUUGGACGUAUAUGGAAGAAAACAAUAUUUCCUCUUUUCCACGACCAGUGUUUAAUCGUAUUCCAAACUUCAAGGGUGCGGAACAAGCUUGCUGUAAAGUGCUGUUGUUGCGAGAAUUUCAAACUGCUGGGACUGUGAAAGUGAAUCCUGAUAAACCUCAACAGCAUGCUCGCUUUUUAACUUUGGAAGCUAACAAGACAUUAUUGGUGCCAACACCUCGUUUGAGAAGUGGUCUUUUUAAUAAGAUUACACCUCCACCUAACCCUAGUAAACACGUCUUGAGAAUAUGCUCUUCUUCUGAAGGAGUAAAGAGCUAUAGUUCAAAAGUAGGACUGAAUAGUAAGGUGACAGUAGAUGUUGUGAUAAUAGGUUCUGUAGCAGUUUCUCUAAACGGACGUCGCAUUGGAAAAGGUGAAGGAUAUGCCGACAUGGAGUUUGCAAUGAUGGCAACAAUGGGAGCUGUAAAUUCGAAUACUCCUGUCAUUACUACAGUUCAUGACUGUCAAGUGAUGGAAUCAAUACCCGAUGAAUUAUUUGGUGAACACGAUGUGCCAGUAGACAUUAUCGUAACUCCAACAAGAAUCAUUCGUUGUGAGACUCCUUUUCCAAAACCUACUUGUAUACUAUGGUCUCUCCUUACUGAUGAAAAAUUGAAUAAAAUACCAAUACUGAGAAUUUUGAAAGAAAUGGAAAAAUCCAAUCAUUAAAUAUUGGAAGAAGAUUGAUACUUUGAGAUAUGCAUACUGUUAAUAAUAUACUUUUUUGCAUGGAUUUUUUAUGUUACUGGUAUAAUCAAAGUAAGAAAUAAAUUGCAAAUUAUACAUGCAUUUUAAUAUUUUGAUAUAGUCUUGAAAUGUGCUCUCACUUUCAAUUUCUUUAUUGGUACUAAAAAAUAAACAUGAAAAUAUUUUAAUGCUCAAUUGAAACCCAAGUGGUAGAAUUUUUUUUAGCAGUCUGUUGUACAGAUUAAACGAAAAAUAGACAGGUAAAUGUUGAAGAAACAGUAAAUGAGCUAAAAGUAACUAUGUGUCAUACAUAAAAUUUUUUAUACCUUUAUUUAGCAUACCCAAGUAUUUUACCUGCAGUUUAUAUUACGGAAAAUACAGUACAAGUCUGCAUGUCUCAAAAUUUUAUUACUGAACCUUUCGAAACCCUACCUUCUCUCCCCCCCUGAAGGUAUUUAUGGACUUUCUUAAGAAUCUAUGACGUGCCUCAACCUGUUUCUGAUACCAGGUUGCCAAGUAAUGGAUUUUGUAAUUUAACUAAACUAUUCUGAAAGUAUUUCCAAUGCACUGAGUAGAGAUGUAAAAUUUCCAGAAAUUUUGAAGACAUGGAAAAAAAAAGAUAUUUUUUUUGAAAAAUUGAUUUUUUAUCAGUUAAAAUAUAGCUUGUUUAUAUUUUCUUACAAAACUAAAUAUUUAAAAAUAUAUGCAGUUUUUAUAAAUUUUUCCCGUCUUAGAAAUAUGUGUAAAAUUGUUACUAUUAAAACAGCAAUUCUGUUUUCUAACUGUAAGACUUCUAAGUUUAAAACACCAAAAAAUGUCCAAAUUAGCCUAAUCACUCCAGAGUUAAUUUUGAGUAAGGUGUGAUUUUUAUAAAUUGCUAAAUUAAAUUUUUGACAAAAAUGUGUGUAAAUGUAGUUUUUUUUCCUUGCA
Molecule: messenger RNA, 1841 nt
Organism: Uloborus diversus
Lineage: Eukaryota; Metazoa; Arthropoda; Arachnida; Araneae; Uloboridae
Product: methenyltetrahydrofolate synthase domain-containing protein-like
Exons: 5
Coding region: 150-893 (247 amino acids)
Cellular component (GO): cytoplasm
Source: RefSeq, a predicted model, not a curated record